UAACUACAUCAUGUGUUAGUUCAAGGUUGCAUUGUUCUAUAUAAUUGUUUACAAAAUGUGUACUCAUCACACUUGCUCAUUUACAUCUUAAGUUUUCCUAACUUCACCUUACUCAUAAACUUUCUCUUCACUAUUUUCACUAUGGGUGCUUUCCAAAAUUUCUUCUUCUGCCUCCUUAUCAUCUCUUGCUACAUCCAUACAAUCACUAGCGAACAAGAAGAGACCGGUUUUGUGAGUUCAUUAAACCCUAAGUUGUUUAAAAAGAAAGAAAUAUUUAGUCACUUUAGAUUCUACUGGCAAGACAUCGUUGGAGGAAACAACGCUACGUCUAUUCCAAUUAUUCCACCUCUCCCCAACUUCAACAACUCAUUUAGUGCUUUUGGUUUAGUGAGAAUAAUUGACAACGCUUUAACGUUAGGACCAAAUUUGAGCUCGAAGUUGUUAGGUAGAGCACAAGGGUUUUAUGCAGCUACCUCACAAACCGAGCUCGAUUUUCUUAUGGUUAUGAACUUUGCGUUGUUUGAAGGAAAAUAUAACGGGAGCGUCAUCUCUAUCUUAGGAAGGAAUAUUGCGAAUAGUAAGGUAAGAGAAUUGUCUGUGAUUGGAGGGAGCGGUGUUUUUCGAUUUGUUAAGGGAUAUGCUGAAGCUAACACAAUCUCUUUUGAUCCAAUAAAAGGAAAUACAGUUGUUGAAUACAAUGUCUUUGUUUCUCAUCAGUAUUGAUGUUUUUUGUUUUGUUGUUAAUAACUAGUGAUGAUGUUCAUCUUUGCAUGUUUUUCAUAUGAGGAUUGAUGUCGUGAUAUGUUUUCUGUUUGUUGGUGUGUAAUUGUGAUCAAUAUCAUGAUUCGAAUAAUAAAACUUUAUAUUAUUGAAA
Molecule: messenger RNA, 874 nt
Organism: Lathyrus oleraceus (garden pea)
Lineage: Eukaryota; Viridiplantae; Streptophyta; Magnoliopsida; Fabales; Fabaceae
Product: dirigent protein 22
Exons: 1
Coding region: 142-723 (193 amino acids)
Source: RefSeq, a predicted model, not a curated record